This is a messenger RNA of Symphalangus syndactylus (siamang), 3340 nucleotides long. RefSeq names its product arylsulfatase L (gene ARSL). The record is from RefSeq and is a predicted model, not a curated record. Lineage: Eukaryota; Metazoa; Chordata; Mammalia; Primates; Hylobatidae. Gene Ontology annotation, molecular function: arylsulfatase activity.
CCCAGCUAAUUUUUGUAUUUUUAGUAGAGACGGGGUUUUGCCGUGUUGGCCAGGCUAGUCUCAAACUCCUGACCUCAGGUGAUCAGCCCGCCUCGGCCUCCCAAAGCGCUGGGAUUACAGGCGUGAGCCACCAUGCCCAGCCCAUCUUUUCUGUUUUUAAAUCAAGCAUUGCUUGAAAAUAAUCCUUUUUUUACUUUUGUUUUGCUUAUUUAAUUUUUUUCUUUUUAUCUUAUGUUUAUUAUUAUUAUUAUAAUUUUUGAGACAGAGUCUCUCCGUUGCCCAGGCUGGAGUGCAAUGCUGCGAUCCUGCCUCACUGUAACCUCUGACUCCAGGGUUAAAGCAAUUCUCUUGCCUCAGCCUCCCGAGAAGCUGGGAUUACAGGCAUGUAACACCAUGCCUGGCUAAUUUUUGUAUUUUUAAUAGAGACAGGGUUUCACCAUGUUGACCAGGCUAGUCUUGAGCUCUUGGGCUCAAGUGAUCGGCCCACCUUUUCCUCCCAAAGUGCUGGAAUUACAGGCAUGAGCCACUGCUCCUGGCCUUUUUCCUUCUUUUGUUUGUUUGUUUACUUUAAAAAAUGUUUUCUUUUUUAUGUUUAUCUUAUCUUUAUUAUUUCUUAUGUACUUCAUUUACCACUAAACAAAUAACUUCUUUUAAAAAAUUUUUUUUUGAGGCAGGGUCUUGCUCUGUCACUCAGGCUGGAGUGAAACUGCAGCUUCAACCUCCCAGGCUCAAACGAUCUUUCCACCUUAGCCUCCUGAGUAGCUGGGACUAGAGACACAUGCCGCCAUGCCUGGCUAAUUGUUUUAUUAUUUGUAGAGACAGGUCUUGCUGUGAUGCCCGGGCUGGUCUUGAAGUCCUGGGCUCAAGCGAUCCUCCUGCCUCAACCUCCCCAAGUGCAAGGAUUACGGGCAUGAGCCACAAUGCCCAGCCUAAUUUUUUUAUUUUUGAAGAGACAGCAUCUCACUUUGCUGCUCAGGCUGCUCUGAAACUCCUGGCCUCAAGCAAUCUUCCUGCCUCAUCCUCCCAAAGCGCUGGGAUUACAGGCAUGAGCCACCAUGCCAGGCUGGAUAUGAUCAUAUUAUAGCCAGCAGCCUGUGUAACAGCAUAGGCAAUCACUUAAAAACCUAAGGAUACUGGCAGAACACGGUGGCUCACGCCUGUAAUCCCAGCAUUUCGGGAGGCCAAGGAGGGCAGAUCACUGGAGCUCAGGACUUUGAGACCAGCCUGGGCCACAUGGCCUAACCCCGUCUCUAUAAAAAAUCAAACAAAAUAAAAACCUAAGGAAACUUACCACUGGUUUGGUAGACGUGGGCGUGGCUUUGAGAUUCCCCCAUGCUGCGAUGUGGGGGGAGUCUGCUCUGUCUGUCCUAACUCUCUCUGAUCUUCUGACAUGGGAAAAACAAACUUGAAGUCAAUCAUUCCCAGCUCAAAGCCUUGUGCGAGUGCUCUCUGCCUUCACGCUUGCUUCCUUUGGGAGAGAACCUUCCUCUUCUUGAUCGGGGAUUCUGGAGGGAACCCAGGAGCAGAGGAAGUAGAGAGAGAGACAACAUGUUACAUCUGCACCAUUCUUGUUUGUGUUUCAGGAGCUGGCUGGCAGCAAUGCUCACUGUGCUGCUAAGUUUGGCGCCAUCAGCUUCCAGCGACAUUUCCGCCUCCCGACCGAACAUCCUUCUUCUGAUGGCGGACGACCUCGGCAUCGGGGACGUUGGCUGCUAUGGCAAUAACACCAUGAGGACUCCAAAUAUUGACCGCCUUGCAGAGGACGGCGUGAAGCUGACCCAACACAUCUCUGCCGCAUCUUUGUGCACCCCGAGCAGAGCUGCCUUCCUCACGGGCAGAUACCCUGUGCGAUCAGGGAUGGUUUCCAGCAUUGGUUACCGUGUUCUUCAGUGGACCGGAGCAUCUGGAGGUCUUCCAACAAAUGAGACAACUUUUGCAAAAAUACUGAAAGAGAAAGGCUAUGCCACUGGACUCAUUGGAAAAUGGCAUCUGGGUCUCAACUGUGAGUCAGCCAGCGAUCAUUGCCACCACCCUCUCCACCAUGGCUUUGACCAUUUCUACGGAAUGCCUUUCUCCUUGAUGGGUGAUUGUGCCCGCUGGGAACUCUCAGAGAAGCGUGUGAACCUGGAACAAAAACUCAACUUCUUCUUCCAAGUCCUGGCCUUGGUUGCCCUCACACUGGUAGCAGGGAAGUUCACGCACCUGAUACCCGUCUCGUGGAUGCCGGUCAUCUGGUCAGCCCUUUCGGCCGUCCUCCUCCUCACAAGCUCCUAUUUUGUGGGUGCUCUGAUUGUCCAUGCGGAUUGCUUUCUGAUGAGAAACCACACCAUCACGGAGCAGCCCAUGUGCUUCCAAAGAACGACGCCCCUUAUUCUGCAGGAGGUUGCGUCCUUUCUCAAAAGGAAUAAGCAUGGGCCUUUCCUCCUCUUUGUUUCCUUUUUGCACGUUCACAUCCCUCUUAUCACCAUGGAGAACUUCCUCGGGAAGAGUCUCCACGGGCUGUAUGGGGACAACGUAGAGGAGAUGGACUGGAUGGUAGGACAGAUCCUUGACACUUUGGACAUGGAAGGUUUGACCAACAGCACCCUCAUUUAUUUUACAUCAGAUCAUGGUGGUUCCCUAGAGAAUCAACUUGGAAGCACGCAGUAUGGUGGCUGGAAUGGAAUUUAUAAAGGUGGGAAGGGCAUGGGAGGAUGGGAAGGUGGGAUCCGCGUGCCCGGGAUCUUCCGCUGGCCCGGGGUGCUCCCAGCCGGCCGAGUGAUUGGCGAGCCCACGAGCCUGAUGGACGUGUUCCCCACCGUGGUCCAGCUGGCGGGCGGCGAGGUGCCCCAGGACAGAGUGAUUGACGGCCAAGACCUUCUGCCCUUGCUCCUGGGGACAGCCCAGCACUCAGACCACGAGUUCCUGAUGCAUUAUUGUGAGAGGUUUCUGCACGCAGCCAGGUGGCAUCAACGGGACAGAGGAACAAUGUGGAAAGUCCACUUUGUGACCCCGGUGUUCCAGCCAGAGGGAGCCGGUGCCUGCUAUGGAAGAAAAGUCUGCCCGUGCUUUGGGGAAAAAGUAGUCCACCAUGAUCCACCUUUGCUCUUUGACCUCUCAAGAGACCCUUCUGAGACCCACAUCCUCACACCAGCCUCAGAGCCUGCGUUCUAUCAGGUGAUGGAACGAGUCCAGCAGGCGGUGCGGGAACACCAGCAGACACUCAGCCCAGUUCCUCUGCAGCUGGACAGGCUGGGCAACAUCUGGAGACCGUGGCUGCAGCCCUGCUGUGGCCCGUUCCCCCUCUGCUGGUGCCUUAGGGAAGAUGACCCACAAUAAAUGUCUGCAGUGAAAAGCUGGA